UUUGUGAGGCAGUGACUGUCCCCUCUCCCACUUUGUGUGUGUGUGUGUGUGUGCUGCAUACUUUUUCCAGCAUCAAUGAAGACAGGACACAGGGGGAAAAGCAGCACUUGUGAGCCUCCCGGUCCCAGGCGACCAAUUCCCUGCAGCCUUCACUCCAGCGCAGAGUGAGGAAGAGGAGGCUGGCCUUCCCUCCUUCCCUCAGGUCUCUGAGGACCCAGCGGGGUGCCGACGGGAACGGGCACUGUGAACUGCAGUAACUGGACCAUCCCGACAUGAUAGAAGACUUUUCAUGGAUACGCAGACCAUGAUCAUCCCCUAUUGCUCUAAGUUAGCUGGCAACUGGACAAAAGAGCACGCAGCAAUUGGCAGAGAAUCGUGCUCUUCCAAAAGAAAAGUUUUGGGACUGGCAGGACGGUCAUACGCAAUUGCUUUUUUUCUGGUAGUGUUUGUACCCUUUUGAUUUUUUUUGCUCUUUUUUUGUUGUUGCCAUUUUUCCCUUGAGAAAGGCAUGUCCUUUAAACGCAGCAGGACUGAGAAGGUUGUGCCAGCUGACAGGAUUCAGAUGUCCCGUGCACCUCGCGCUGCUCAGCAUAAUCUCCUUCAUUUCAGCGCCUCUAUCUUUCGUUUAAUGUAGCUGGACGUUAUUUAUGGGCAAUCACUGAGGAGCGCAGAACACUGGUGGGAUUCUGCAGGCACCAGACUUUAAUUGGAAACGCAUCCGCAUUGGAUUUCAACAACAGCAAAUGGACUGAAAAUCAGCAUCCACUAUGUGAGCUAUUCAGAGGUCAGUAUAUGACUUUUGAGGGUCUUUGAUUCCUGGAUGGGAGCUGUUGGACACCAGACUCGAAGGUGCAGGUUAGAGCACCUAUAAGACCACAGCGACUGACCUGAGGACUGCAAAGGAGCAUCUAUGGAGGUCAGGGUGACCCAGGAUGCAUUUCUUCCUUUCCGGGGGCAGAUACAUAGCGGACAGCCCUCUGCUGCAUGCAGCGGCACUGCCGGUGGCGUGGAUUUAGCCACACCACCCUUCCCCACCCCUACAGUCCCCCCUGCCCCUCCCAGACCGGGGCAGCAGGGUGGCUUCAGGAAGGUGUGCCGCACCGAGGAGGCCAGCCCAUGCCCCUUCCCGGGGCUGGCGGCGGGCGUGCUGCAGAUGCGGGUGAAGGAGGGCAGCAAGAUCCGUAACCUGAUGGGCUUUGCCAUGGCCCGCAUGCAGGUGGAGGGCGGGGAGGGCGGGCAGGGCGGGCGGGGUGCCGGAGGGGCGGCGAGGCAGAUCGUUUUCGCAGGCUCCGGCCGCGCGGUCACAAAGACCAUCACCUGCGCGGAGAUCAUGAAGCGUAAGGUGCAGGGGCUGCACCAGGUCACCAAGCUGCACUACAAGGGCGUGCAGGAGGUGUGGGAGAGCCAGGAGGGCGGAGCCUCCGAAAUGACCGUGCACAGGACCGUCCCGUCCAUCAGCAUACUCCUCUCCAAAGACCCACUGGACCCCCAGGAGCCCGGCUACCAGCCCCCCGCGGCCGUCAGCGCUCUCUGGGAGGCACCGUCCCAGGAGGAGAAGGAAGGAAGAGAGCUCCCCCUGACCGCAAACAAGAGGCCCUAUCAUCCCUCAACCCAUCCCAGCCAGACUGACACUAAAAGAGUCUGUUUAAUGGACAGGUCUCAUCAGUGCUGACAAACCUGUUUUCUUAGGGACAAUACAGGACAGGGAUGAGUACUGUUCACUAUGUGCCACGCACAGGAAAAACUUACUUUGGGACUUUGAGACAGAGUGAUACUCAUUCUGAUAACAGCCAGAGUUAAUCUCCAGAGGUUGAUCUAAGUGAGAACUGAAUGCUUAUCUGUAAAUUUAUUGCAUAUAUUACAUAAGGAAAUAAGGGAUAAUACUUUCACCAGUUUGUGAGGAUUGUAAGGAUACAAGCACACACAAGAAAGACUGAAGUUCAGUUUAUUGCUUGAAUGCCAUUUGAAUGUUACAGGACACAAAGCAUUUCCAUUGUUUUAGAGGUAUAGAACUUUAGCGGAUGGUAAGUGACCAUAUUUCUACAGAUCUUCUGCGUUAAACCAUUUGUUUAAACUUUUUAUUAAAUUGGUUUUAUUCAAAUACACGGUAAGUUGUGAAUACUAUGAUUGAUGCUAUAAUUUAAGACAAAAGCUUAUGUACAUAUUGCUCUGAUAUACUGAGACAAACACAUCCUAAUAAGUGGUCCAUAUGUUCCAUUAAAGUAAUAUAUUCAUUGGA
Molecule: messenger RNA, 2239 nt
Organism: Anguilla anguilla (European eel)
Lineage: Eukaryota; Metazoa; Chordata; Actinopteri; Anguilliformes; Anguillidae
Product: ribonuclease P protein subunit p25-like protein
Exons: 1
Coding region: 911-1672 (253 amino acids)
Biological process (GO): tRNA 5'-leader removal
Cellular component (GO): ribonuclease MRP complex
Molecular function (GO): RNA binding
Source: RefSeq, a predicted model, not a curated record